CACACCUUAAGAAAAACUUUAAAAACUUAAACGUAAAGUCCUAAAAACGUCAGUCUUUGUACGUCACAGGAUUAAUCGAAAAAAGGUAAACACUUAAAACAAUAUAGUAUGUUUUUUUUUCUAUGAAAUCUAUGCUCACCAGAGAUUAUUCAAAAAAUGCAGCGUAUUCGUUCUAGAUCUGUAGGUUAAUGCGCGGAGCAGGGUAUGCGCAUGCGCGUUGCCAUUGUGCUUUUUAUAAAUUAAGAUAAAAUAAAAAGUAAUACGUAAAAAGUAAAUAUUUAAAUAUUCCCAAACAACAACACAACAACGCGCAAAAAAAUCUGUUUGUUAGUUGUUGCUGUUUCUUUUUUUUUCCCUUUUUUUUUUUUUUUUUUUUAAAAUAUAACCGACCUCUGAGGCGCAAUUUCCGACAGUGAGUGGAAUGGCCGCGAUACAGACGGGAAGACACAAGCGGAUAAUGUUCGCGUUAAUUAAGUGGUCGGAAGAUGGAAAGUUCUCAAUUCUGCCAACUGAACACAUUCGGGAUUUUGAUGAGGAGGAAUACUUGGACGGUUUGGAGGAAAAGGAUGUUUAUUUGGUGGAGUGGCGACAAGGCGCCAAGGAGCCAAAAGGCGGGUGGCCGGUCUAUGAAGCCUCCAUCAUCAAGCUAGCAGAAAGGGAAAAAACCUUGCAAACAAAACUUAAGGAAAUUGAGGAACAACUACCCAAGCCAGAGGUGCUUAAGAGAAAAAGUAAACCUUCUAUGAAACUCCUUGAGGCCACAGAGGUAGACGAACCAGCAGCUAAGAAAAAGGCAUACCCAACAGACCAACAAAACGAUCUAAGGUUAUGGAAUGAAAAGAAAAUUGAACAUCUACAGCGUGUCAUUAAUCAGUUGAGAGAAGAGAACUCGAAUCUAAAAAGAGAGAACGAGAGGCUGAAAAAUGAAAUACUUGAAAAAAUCCCACCUCUCCUUCAGGCUACAGAACAUUUACUUACCAAGCCCAUGCCAAUGAAUGCAGAUCUUCCUGACAUGUCAACGUCUCAACCUGAUGCUACCCUCCCUCAUUCUCCUAAAGUGCCCAACUCUUCAUGCAAAGCUUCUACAUCUGGUGAUGCUAAAGGUACCAGUGAUGCUGAAUAUGUGGAGAUAGCACAUGCUACAGGAGUAAAAAUUCUUAAACAUCAGUGGGCUGCUGCUCUUCAGGCCAAAACACCCACUUCAAUGGUGCGUGUUCUUCUGAUGGCUGCCUUCCCACUGGAGGUUUUGAUCCAGAGCAAUUUAAAAGUGGCAGUCAGGAAGAGGUUCCCCAAUGUAUCCAGAGGGGCUUUGGGGAUUGCAGUCAAUUCAAAGCUAGGGGAACUCAGACUGUUGGAGAAGAAAAAGUUACAUAUUAAGUUGAGGGUUGCCGAUGUCAACACACUCAGUAAACUGAUCCGCAAUGCCAGUAGUUUUGUGGGUAUGGAGCUGGACUCUCUUAAGGUGAUGUCUGAGAGGUGA
Molecule: messenger RNA, 1480 nt
Organism: Oreochromis aureus
Lineage: Eukaryota; Metazoa; Chordata; Actinopteri; Cichliformes; Cichlidae
Exons: 11
Coding region: 422-1480 (352 amino acids)
Source: RefSeq, a predicted model, not a curated record